Hypomesus transpacificus is the source of this 862-nucleotide messenger RNA. RefSeq names its product neudesin neurotrophic factor (gene nenf). The coding region runs from base 93 to 608 and encodes 171 amino acids. Gene Ontology annotation, cellular component: membrane; endomembrane system. NCBI's taxonomy places the organism in Eukaryota, Metazoa, Chordata, Actinopteri, Osmeriformes, Osmeridae. The record is from RefSeq and is a predicted model, not a curated record. The transcript is spliced from 5 exons.
UUAAACAGCUGGCCACUUUCCUUUACUAAGUUAUUAGGCUACAGUUUAUUAAUUUAAGUCAUUUUCAAUUCUAGGUUUCUGUCAUUUCCCAGAUGUACCACCCUCGUCUCGCAGACAGGUUCACCAUGGGAGCUGUGGAACUGUGCGUGCUCUUCAUAUUAAUCUCAUCGAGUGUGGCGGAGGAUAUUCAACUGAAGUACAAGAAAGACUCCAAACCAGUGCGAUUGUUCACCGACGAAGAUCUAAGAAGACACGAUGGGAGUGAGGAUGGGCGACCUAUUUACAUGGCAAUCAAGGGAGCGGUGUUUGAUGUUACCAAGGGAAAAGAGUUCUACGGCAAAGGCGCGCCAUAUAACACUUUGGUUGGAAAAGACUCUACUAGAGCAGUGGCAAAAAUGUCGCUGCAACCCGCCGACCUGACCUCUGACACCACGGGCCUCACCGCUGACGAGUUAAAGGGACUGGACAGUAUAUUUGAGGGCACAUACAAGACCAAGUAUCCCAUUGUAGGCUACACUGCCUCGCGCAUUCUUAAUGAGGACGGAAGUCCAAAGGAGGACUUCAAACCCGAGGACCAGCCACAUUUUAAAAUUAAAGAUGAGUUUUAAUCCAAUGUUUUUUUUCCAUGUUAAAGUAGCCUAGGGAAGGUUUUAAAAACUGGUGAUAGUAAAUGAAAACGGCAGUGGUGUUUGAAUGUAGAAAAAUGUAUUGCACUCCAGUAGGCCUACGACUUUUUCUUUUCCAUUGUAUCAUCACUUAGAGCCAGAGCGGUACAGGCAGUGGCACCUCACAGACCUGUUUGUGGGUACUGUAUUACAUUAAAAUAAUACAAUGAAACAUUAAAUGCAAUAUUCUCACAUCA